Messenger RNA from Xiphias gladius (swordfish), 4236 nucleotides. RefSeq names its product leucine-rich repeat-containing protein 70. The transcript is spliced from 7 exons. Gene Ontology annotation, molecular function: protein binding. NCBI's taxonomy places the organism in Eukaryota, Metazoa, Chordata, Actinopteri, Istiophoriformes, Xiphiidae. The coding region runs from base 2127 to 3371 and encodes 414 amino acids. The record is from RefSeq and is a predicted model, not a curated record.
CCGACAACCGGCACUUCCGCGUUUCCGUUUAGCAGAACAGCGUCAUGACGCUGGUGUUGCGUAGUGCCGGCUGCUCCCUCGGGCUCGUGGCUGUGAAAGGCCACGGUACAAGUAGAUAAUGCAACGUGCAGGACGCAGCUAGGACACUAACGUGGCUGCUUUCAUAUUGGGAUUUUAGGGUUAAACUGAAUAAGUUUCACACGGUUCCAGUUUUUGGAGACGAGGGUUAAAACUAAUGACUCUUUGCAUUGUCAGUUAAUCUGGGAAUUAAUUGUUUAGUUUGUUUAAAAAGUAAAAAGGGGGCAACACCAUUUUCUGUCCCAGCAACAGUCUAAAGCCCGGACAUGUUCAGUUUACAGUGAUUCAAAACAGAAAAGCAGCAAAUGCUCAUGUUGCAGACGCUGGAACAAGCUGGAGCUUGACGUGUAGGAUUAUUUAUCAGAACAGUUUGAAGUUUGAAGUCUCUCAUCAUUUAAAGUUUUGUCGUCAACGAUGUUUUCUUCCCUCUUUCUUCCCCGGUCAAGCCCGUAGCGUGUGUUUCUGUGGAUCUGGGUGGAGAGCCGCUGCGUGCAGUUGCCCUCUCAGAGAUGAAUGACGUUGAAGUGAAUUGAAAAUGCACCAUAAGAACAUAUCUAGACUAAAGUCUGUAGGGCGUUGCAGGAAGGUUGUGACACGCAGCCCCUUUCAAAGACGAGGCCGGAGGACUGAUUAGUGGUGCAGGACCCGGGCUAGCUGACGGUGACAUGCGGCGAACCUGGGGGGUCCCAGCGUAGUUGCCUGCUUAGCCCCCUUAGCCCGCUUGGUAAUCCUGCCUUCCUUUUGAAUUUUAACAUUCCCAGUUAUAUUCAAGGCCAGAUGGGUGAUACACAGCAAACGUUCAUAUAAGAUCGCCGCCCUAUUCAUUGGCUAGUAGGGCCCGAGCCCCAAGUCAAAAUGACAACUUGGUUGAUGUCCGGGGAUCUUCCUCAUUAUACUCACUUGUUGAGGGAGCUUAGUGAAUGCGGGCGUAGCAUGAUUUAACCUACGGUGAGCAUGUGCAGGUUGAAUGAUAGAGGCCGAAGAAUCGAACCCCAGAGGUCAUCAGUGGCAUCUAUGGCAAUGGCCACGGAACCAGCUGAGAACUGCGCCACACUAUGCCUCAGAUCUCUUGUGUGGUCAUUGGAUUCAACCCAUUAUUAUUAGACAUUAUGCACCUGUGCAACAAGCGUCGGCAGCAGCAGCCUCUAGCUGGCUGAUUCAGACUUACCUUGACAUUGUUGAUGCUCUGGCUAACAGGUAGCAGUUGUUGAGCUUGCUAGCUUAAGACGCAAGGGGCAUGUGAUUGGCUUGUCAUGAAAAGUGAUGCUGUGAAAUGUUUCAUCAAGUAAAAAGUGGCUUGAAAGAAGAGUACCGUUAUGAAAAUAAAAUGCACUUUUGAAAAGGGGCAUUUGGAAAUAACAAUGAAGUAAGUAAGUAAGCAAGUGUCCGCUUUGCUCUGCUUUAAUCCAGCCUUGAAUGGGUCAGCACUGGUGCUGAGAUCAGUCAGUACAUGUGAAUUGUGGUAGGAAAAUCAGCCUUGGUUCUGUUUCUCCCGUUCUUUCCGUCUGUCUCUGAAAAAGGCACACACACGCUUCACAAGCUGUUAAGAAUCUUUAUAUAAUAUUUAACUCAAUGAAACAGACGAAUGGAGGGACUCCAAGACACCCUGGUGGUAUUAACAGGAAAUGAGAGGGAGCUGGGACAGAGACCAAAACAUGAUGAAAACAUCAGAUGAACUGCCACACUUCAGUGGAUGAGAGGAAACAUUUGGUGAUUGCAGAGGAUUAGAGGAUUACUGACACACAGCUGACUGCACUGAGAGUCUCCAUCAGCAUCAGCAUCGUCGUCAUCCACACCGCUGUCGUCGUUUGUCUCUCUCUGUCCAUCAUCUCCCUGACUAUCUUUGUCGAGCUGUCAUGCAGUGAAGUCAGAGGACAUGUAGAAGUUGAUGACCCAGAAUGGAGAUGUCUGGAUUCCUCGUCAGCAGGAUAGUUUCGCCUACACUGACUGCGAGGCUCGGCGAAGACAACAGCAGAAUAAAACUAUCAAGCUUCAUUCAGCUUUCCACACUUGAACUACUCCACUGAACGAGUUGCCCUCGGAGAAAAAUGUGUCUCCUUUUCCCAGUCCUUCUCUUCCUUCUUUUUGCUUUUUAUUUACCCCCAUUCCUUUUUCCAUCAGCCGAGUGUUCGCGGUUGUGUCCGCUUCAGUGCGUCUGUUAUGAGCAUGGUGACCUGGUGGACUGUCGCGCCCGUGGGUUUGAGCAUGUUCCCAGGGGCCUCCCACAUGGCAUGUGGCUGCUGGAGCUGGGGGGAAACAAUCUGAGUGAGAUUGGUACCCGAGCGUUCACCGGACUGUGGUCCCUGCGGGUGCUGGUGAUGACCAACAGCCAGAUACAAGAAAUACAACCACAGGCAUUUUUCUCUUUGUCCUUCCUGGAGAAGCUGGAUCUCAGUUGGAACCAGUUAACAUCUCUACCUGCCGACUUCUCAGCCAGUCUGUUUACCCUCAGAGAGCUUCGACUGGAGCACAACAACUUACAUUAUAUAUCUGGUUACAGGUACCUGACCGGCCGCCCUCAAAGUGCAACGGAAGUCCAUCUCUCUUCCACCAUCAUGCUCCAUCUUCCUAUCAGCCUCCUCCUCCUCAUUGUCAAUGCUGAUAAAAGAUGUGAGCCCAGACACCCUCCAAAGAGCUCAUGGCCAUACAAUAGCUUGGAGUUUCUGGACAACAUGGAGAAGCUGGACCUCAGUUAUAACCAGCUGGUAUCGGUAGGCCCCGGUGUGUUCAGGGGCCUCUCCAGGCUCAGAAAGCUCUACCUGCAUAACAAUCGACUGACUGUGGUGCAGCAGGGGAGCAUGGAUAUGUUGCCUGGACUGCAGGUGCUCCAGUUGAGUAAGAACAACAUCUCUAAGAUAGACAGUGAAGCUCUGGCUCCUCUCUACAGCUUGACAGUUCUCGCUCUGGAGGGAAACAACCUGCAUCACCUCAAGUUUAAAACCUUCAUCAGCCUGCAUACAACAGCUACACACAUCCAGCUGUCAGGCAACCCAUGGAGCUGUGACUGCGAGCUGCAUCGUGUCUUCAGUAAGAUCUUGCAUGUUCGCCACCUCCACAUCGACGACUACAGGAAUGUGACAUGCAAGGACCCACCGCAGCUGAGCGGGGCUUCGCUGGCCUGGGUGGACAGCCAGCUCUGCGUCGCAGAGACCGUCACCGUACUCGUCAUCACUGUCACUGUGCUGGUCACCGUGGUGGCGGCUUUGGUGAUGGCUGAGAGGAACAGGAAGAGGAACCGUGGAAAGAACUGGGACACUGAGUCACAGACUCAAACUCAGAGCCCACCGUCCUGAGGAGCUGUAUGACGAACAGAGAGAGGAGGAGGAGGCGUAACACUGUGGACACCCUGUGAGACUUCUCCAGCGACAAGGACGCAUGCAGCAUGUAGUUCAAGAUGGCUGCCACGAUGUACAAAUUCCCUUUUUCCUUUGAGACUCACACAGGCAAUAUAGAGUACUGUAUGUCUGGGAAGACUUCAAGGACACUGUGUAGUUUGAGUUUUUGGUCAUGUUUUCACAUUUUGCAAACCGUUGAAGCCCCGAUAUGUAGAGGUUUCUAAAAAGGUUUUUCUUUGUAGAAAUAUGGAACAACUCCAAGUAAAUUAGUCCAGUCUAUGUGUUGUUGUUCUCUGUUUUGAUACUGCCACUAAUAGGAGUCGCUAAAGUCAGAAAUGUUCAAAUCUUAUACAUAGGGGCUUUAAUAUAAAUUAAAGUGUAUUUUGAUUUGCAUACGGCAUGUACUUUAUUACUAUCUAUAAAGUAGUUUAGCCAACCCUCUCAGGCCUAUCCAGUGCUUUCAAACAGCACAGAAAGCAACUUGAGGCUUCUAAUUCAGUCAAUAGAGACGAUCCAUCAAUGUGGAUGAAAAGGACCAAUCAGAAUGCAAACGCUAAAAUGGACCAGAAAUGAAAGCUAAACAGAGUUUUCAGUUGUAAAGUCUCAGCUUUAAUAAGUACAAGCUCUGGUUGUGCUGCUACGUACGAGGGUUGGGUGAUAAUUUAAAGGGGUAUUUCAGUGAUUCAGUAUCCAUAGGGUUGAGAGUGGUUAGGAGAGACAGAUUUACAAAACCAAUGGUUAAAAUUGAAGCAACAGAUGACGAGGCCUAGUCCACACGUACGUGGGUAUUUAUUAAAAUGGGGAUUUUUCUUUUUAGUUCUCU